Messenger RNA from Entrophospora candida, 160 nucleotides. The record is from the annotation of a GenBank genome assembly. NCBI's taxonomy places the organism in Eukaryota, Fungi, Glomeromycota, Glomeromycetes, Entrophosporales, Entrophosporaceae.
AUGUUGAAAAAACGUAAAUUUGUACAUGCUGAUGAACUUGAUACAUACCUGAAUAGCUCAUCAGCAAAUUUGGAUAUAGAUAUUUUAUUAUUUUGGAAGCUUCAUGAAUCAGAAUAUCCUAAUCUUUCAAAAAUGGUGAAGGAUUAUUUAUCAAUCCCUG